Molecule: messenger RNA, 5154 nt
Organism: Tigriopus californicus
Lineage: Eukaryota; Metazoa; Arthropoda; Copepoda; Harpacticoida; Harpacticidae
Gene: Gcn2
Product: eIF-2-alpha kinase GCN2-like
Exons: 3
Coding region: 1-5055 (1684 amino acids)
Biological process (GO): DNA damage checkpoint signaling; regulation of translational initiation by eIF2 alpha phosphorylation
Molecular function (GO): ATP binding; protein binding; eukaryotic translation initiation factor 2alpha kinase activity
Source: RefSeq, a predicted model, not a curated record
AUGGAGGCUUCCGAGGACACGAAUGAUCGCCGAGAGCGUCAAGAACUGGAGGUGGAGGCUCUUCGGGCCGUUUACGACCGAGAUUUCCAAGAUGUUCGCUCUCAAGAUGUGUGGAAAGUGGACCGUCCGCCCGAAUUUACGCUUCGUCUUGGGCCAAAUCACGAUUCGCAAGGCCAUCUUGAGGAGCACUGCUCGCUCUUGCUCCAUGUCAAGAUGGGUGUGGAUUAUCCACAUUCUGCACCCGCCUACUUGGAUUUGCUGCAAGUCCGAGGUCUCUCGGAUCAGAUGAUCGAACAGCUCCGAUCUCAACUGAUUGCGGAAGCAGAACGGCUCAGAGGCCACGAGAUGAUCCUCGAUUUGGCGCAGAAAGUUGCCGAUUGGAUAACACAGCACAACAAACCGGCCUUCGAGUCCAUUUACGCCGAGAUGGAAGCCCGGAAAUCCAUGGAGCGAUGUCAAGCCAAGGAAGCGCAGGAUCAGGCGCUGGCCGAGCGAUUCACGGUCGAGUCCCAGGAGCUCGAGCUGAUCCGCGAGGAGGUGGCUCGAAAGGCCGAGGCCGUCAAGGAAGAACGUCUUCAGCGGAAAGAGGAAGAAAAACGAAAGCAACAGGUUCUGAGUCAUGACGAGAGCCCCGCGGAAACCAGGAGCAACAGCCAUCAUGGCAUGAUGGCUGGCCAUCGACGACCAAGCGUAGUGAGAAGGACCCGGACUUCGUCGUCGCGGACUUCCGAAGGCAGUGAUAUUAGUGUUGAGCGCUCGAGCAUCGAAGUGAAACAGAUUGCAGCCUUGUUGACGGGUGAAAAGGUCACCGUGACCCGAGGUCAACUUCUGGGACUGAACCCUCAAAGUGGAGGCUCUGUUUUCCUCGGCAUGUGCAACACGGGGAGACCGGUGGCCGUGUAUGAAUGGCACUUCAGAACUCAACGAUCCAAGCCAGCCUCCUCGGUAUCGCUUUCGACCCCCAAUCCCGUUCACGAUCUUCCAACUUUAACCCGACAAGUGGCUGUGAUUGAACAGGAGUUGUCUUCAAUGCAGAAAGUCCCACCCCAUCCGAAUGUAGUGAAGGUUUUGGGCUUGACGCAAGAAAAGUUGGCCUCCACGUUCAAGUUGUACUUGUUCGAAGAAUUUGUGUCCGGCACGAGUUUGUCGUUCUAUUUGAAUGAGAAUAUCCCUCUUGAAGCGGACUUCCUACGUUUCGUAGUUUCUGGCAUUGUCUUAGCCCUUGAGCACAUGCACAGUCAAAACGUGGUUCAUCGGGAUUUGCGGGAUACCUCCGUCUUUCUCGAGAACGGGAUUGUCAGAGUGAAUGGCUUCAGUGUCGAGCGAAAGGCCAGAGAACUCACCGGUCAUUACUUGCUCGACAAGUUCCCCAUCGCCAUUGGUCGUGGUGGUAAGAAAGUGGAUGUGUUUCGUCUGGGACUUCUGGUAUUAUCAUUGGCCCUUGGUGAGAUCGUGAGCGAUGCUUCGAUUCCAACCCGCUUGUUUUCUUCCGAUUUUUGUGACUUCUUAAAAAAGUGUUUGAAUAAGAAUGAACACGAUCGUUGGUCCAGCGCUCAGCUAUUGGAUCAUCCUUGGAUAAAACAACGCAUAGAGAGAACGCCACUGAAAACACCUUUGAAACAAAAUGCCCUCCAAGCUCGUAAUGAAACCAAAAAGCUCAACGAAACAUUGGACUCCAACUCGGAGCAAGACCAAGAAAACGAAGAAGGAUCGGUUGCGUUCCCUUUUAUGAAUGUUGGAUCUGGCCAAUCGAGAUUGCAACUUGAAUUUGAAUUCAUUUGUUAUAUUGGAAAAGGUGGGUUUGGUGAAGUCAUGAAGGUCCGAAACAAACUGGACGGUCAGAUCUACGCCAUCAAGAAGAUCAAGCUGAACCCCAAGAAUAAGCAGAUGACCAGAAAACUCAUGCGUGAGGUAAAGUUAUUGUCUAGGCUGAAUCAUGAGAACGUAGUACGAUAUUAUACGAGUUGGAUUGAGGUUACCACCAUCAUGGAUGAUAAGAAAGAGGUGGAGACCAGCUUCGACGAAGAUUCGAGUUUUGCUAUUCGGAAUGCAAUCCACAAGUCCAAGCGGUUCAAAGAGCCCCUUAACCUAGACCCCAAUAUCCAUCUUCCACCUGGAAUGACAGAGGCCAAUUCGAGCUUUGGUGUAUCCUUCGGUGGAUCUCAUUUCCCUGAAGACGAUGAUUCGUCAAGUUCAGCGGGUGACGAUGAAAGUGACGACGACGAUGACCUUUUUGGAACCUCGUUCCUUCCUCAAUGUGAGACCGAUUGGAAUGAGAGUCAGAACUCGAGUGAUUCAGAUAUAGUCUUUCAAUCAGACUCUGGUCCAAGCUCCGCCAAAAUGAUUGGCUUGUCAGAUUGUUCUUCUUCGUCCACUGGAGAAGCCAAAGAGCCCUCAGGGAUAGUCCCCAAUUUCUCGGGAACAGAAAGCUCCGGUUUAGCACUAUCAAGUGUUGCUACUUUACCACCCACCAAGGAAAUUCGCUUGAUGUAUAUUCAGAUGGAAUAUUGUGAUAAGCAAACGCUGCGGAACGCCAUCGAUGACGGAUUGCAUAAAGAUGGUCAGCGCAUGUGGAGAUUGUUUCGGGAAAUUAUCGAGGGUUUGGUGCAUAUUCAUACUCAAGGUAUGAUCCAUCGAGACCUGAAACCGGUGAACAUUUUCUUGGACGCUCAAGACCACGUCAAGAUUGGCGACUUUGGAUUGGCCACCUCCAGUCUAAUGGACAAACAAGGCGAUGAUUUUACCACUUAUAACGAUUCGGUCGAUAAUAUCGGCGAAGACGAUAUGACUGGUGAAAUUGGAACGGCCCUCUAUAUCGCACCCGAAAUCAACGCGGGCAGAUUCACCAGCUACACACAAAAGGUGGAUAUCUACAGCUUAGGGGUGAUCUUCUUUGAGAUGUGUCAUCCUCCUCUGACCACAGGAAUGGAGAGAAUCCAAGUGUUGUCCCAACUGAGGUCGUCCGAAAUCAUCUUGCCUUCCAUCUUGAACGAAGCUGUCAUGAUGCAACAGAAGCACAUUCUCCAAUGGAUGUUGGAUCAUGAUCCGAUCAAACGCCCAAACAGCCAAGAGUUACUCCAAUCCGACUUCCUACCACCCCCUCAAGUCGAGGAAGCUGAACUUCGUGAGAUGAUAAAGCACAGUCUAGCCAACCCCAAGUCAUCAUCAUAUCGCCAUCUGAUCGAGCGCUGUCUUUCGCAAAAUAUGGAUAAAGCCCAAGAUAUCAGCUUCGACAUGGACCUCAUCAGGGCCACAUCCAGAAAAGCUCUGCGAAAGAGCCUUCUCGGACAAGAGCACAUUCGUCAGUUAGCCCAAAAGGUGUUCCAUCGUCAUGGGGCGAUUCAUAUUCAAUUUUCUCACAUGCUGCCGCAGACAAAAGAGCCUCUUUAUGAUAAAGCAACCACGUUGGUCCAAGUGAUGACUCGCGGCGGGAACGUAGUCAGUUUACCCUACGAUCAUCGAGUGCUAUUCGCUCGAUUUUUAGUCCGCUCCCAGUUAAGCAAUGUCAAGCGCUAUUGCAUCGGAUCGGUGUUCCGGGAGAUGAGAACAUUUGGCAUUCACCCAAGUGAACAUGUGGAAUGUGCUUUCGACAUAGUUACACCAUCUGAGGGCUGUCUGUUGGCGGAUGCCGAGGUCAUAACCGUAGCCGAUGAGCUCUUGGGUGAGGUCUGUCCCAAUCGAGAGAGAGGUUUCUUUUUCCGAUUAAAUCACUCCCUCCUUCUCCGAGGGAUUCUGCUCAAUUGUGGCAUUGAGGAGGUACUCCAUUCAGAGGUGUACAAUGUGAUCCGGGAAGGCGACCGUUGGUCUAAGUCUCAAAGACUGACCCAUUUGACAGGUCUUGGUAUAUCAGAACAGAUCUGCACCGCUCUCUUUGGUGUCUUGGCCAAAGAGGGACCUCCUAAGCUGGUUCAGAACUUCCUUCGCUACAUGAUCAGAAAAAAAACUGCGGCCUCAACCGACAUGAAACAGGCCUUGCAGGAAUUGGAGAGAAUUAUCAGCACGGCCCAAAGCAUGGGUGUAAAAUGCCCCAUGGUGAUUUCUCCCAGUUUAGUAUAUAAUCCCACCCAUUUUUCUGGCAUGACGUGUCAAUUGGUUCGGCGUAAAAACAACGGCUUCGAUGUGAUUGCGGCUGGUGGACGGUAUGACCGACUAAUCCAAUCUUUGGUAUCAAAAAUUGUCCUCGCUCAUGGAGAGGGUACUCAGACUGCGGUUGGAAUCUCAUUUUCCAUGGACAAAUUAUUGUCGAUCCUUGUCUCGAGGUCAGAAACUGGUCAAUUCAGCCCAGGAUGCGUGGAAGUGUUCAUCUUUUCUCAGACCCACCAGACUUCAAUGAUCCAGAAAAAAGCGUCCCUAGCACAAGGUCUUUGGAUCAAAGGGAUCAAAACAUUGGUUUGUGACUCUUUCUUCUCAUUGGAGGAGGUACAAGAACAAGCUCAAGAGUUGGGAGCCAGUCACAUUGUGAUUCUUCGAGAAUCUGAAUCGAUGGCUAGGGUUCGAUGCUUGGACAAAGACCGAUUUCAAGAGAAGAAGGUUCCAUUGGCGGAAAUUCCGGACUUUGUGGAAGCCGCUCAAGAUAAUGCCAAUGCUGUGAGAGAUAAUUAUUACCCCUUAAAUCGGUGUGAAAGCAUCUCUUCAUCCAACCGUAAUGGACCUGCUAUUAGCGAAAGCAAGUUAGGGGCAAUCCAGGUGAAUUACAAUCAUAUCUUCCUAGACAAGAGCAAGUACGGGACUAGCGUCAAGAAGAAACUCGAGUCCACCAUCAGUGCGAAAAUAAUACCAAAUCUUCAACUCCUCGCUCCAGGAGUUCUCGUGGAGGUGUUGACCUUACCCUUUCCAAAGGUGGUAGUCAAGUCUAUGGCGGCUCUUCUGGAUUUCGAAGACGAAGCAGCAUUUCAAAGAAGCUUUCCAGCCCUUUUGGAGAAGCAUUCAAGAUAUCGCAAAGAGCUUCGAAAUGUUUGUGAUGAAAUCCAAAGUCUCAAAUACGAGAAGUACAUCUCGGUGUUCAUCUUGUACUCCGUGGAAGAACACGAUCAUGUCUCGGUCAUGGCAAUUUAGCUGGUUGAACCAAGUGCCAACAAUCAAUAAAACGAUCAUGGUUUAUCAUUAUUAUUGACUUCAUGUGUUUGACUUAAUCAGAAAAUUUCGUACUUUCAG